GGCCGGGCGGACAACAUCGACGACCUCCUGGCCGACUUCGAGCAGCGGCUUCCAGAUGCGUGGUACGUCGCCGUGGACCUGGAGCUCACGGGUACCGACGUCGAUGGGGAGCCGGACAGCUACUCCGAGCACCCCGAGGAGCGCCUGGACAAGCUCUGCCGCAUCGCGGAGACCUACGCGCCCAUCCAGGUCGGCCUGACCCUCGUGAGCAUCCAGCAGGGGGCGACGUCUUCGAGCACCCCGGUGUACACGGCGGCCUCCUACAAUGUGAUGUCGUUCCCCGCGGCGACCGUGGAGCUCGAGCGGCUGGGAAAUGCCAUCGACGACGUCCCCGCGGCGCUCAAGCUCGUCAGGAGGCACGGCGUGGACUUGAACGCCUGCGUGGAUGACGAGAUGGCGUACAUCAGGAGGUGGGCUGAGGGGCGCGCCGACGGCGACGGCACCACCGGUGGCGGGGAGCCGCCGCUGGCGAAGGCCGACCUCGUGCGCCUGUGGAAG
Prorocentrum cordatum is the source of this 498-nucleotide messenger RNA. NCBI's taxonomy places the organism in Eukaryota, Dinophyceae, Prorocentrales, Prorocentraceae. The record is from the annotation of a GenBank genome assembly.